UUUCAGAGUACAGUAGUUGCAGACGCGUUCACACUGACUUCACAGCCUCCACCCAGGCUUUCCACCUGCAACAUCUGCAUUCACAGACUUAUUAUAGUAUAGGGUGUAAGGGAUCCUGUGGUGUGAUUCAAAGAAAGCUGCAUCGACCUGUACAUAACGUUUGUCAAUACCGACCGAAGAAAGACACCGGAUCGUUCCCGAUGUCCUCCCCAACAAUGUACCUCCGCGUCAAACGCCAAAAAACCAUCUACUUCCUCGAAUGCACGCCGCAAGACAGCAUUGGGUCCCUCAAAACCAAACUCGCGCACGGCCCACUCAACCGCGAAAAGGACCCAAAAGAUCUAAAGUUCUUUGUCGCGACGGCACCCCGGGCAGAGGCGGCGCCGGCGAAGGGGACGGCGAAGGCGGACGCGAAGGGGGAUCCGGCGCCGACGCCUGGGUAUGCGGGGUUGGAGGAUGCGGCGCUGUUGGAGCAGUUGGGGUUGGUGGAUGAUUCCGUUGUUUAUUUGGCGUAUUGGGUGCCUGGGGAAGGAAGCGGUACAGGCGCGUGGGAGCCAGUACAGGUACCUGAAUUCGAAUCAUUACACGAGGAAGAAGGUGGACAUGAUGCAGUCGAGCCGGAGGAUCGGAAGGGGAAGGGCAAGGCGUAGAUAGACUGGAAGCUCCGACAUGGGGUCAUUCAUGGGGGUGGAGGAUGCGGUGGAUGGGCCUGCACUGAGACAGCUUCGGCGUUGGGAUGUCGGGAGAUUGAGGCCGCGAUAAGUUAACAUUGGGAGAGCAAGAACGGAUCGACGUGUUUGGGCGGGGUGUAUAUUGGCCGGGAACAGUACGCCGGUCCCCCAUCCGCGAUCGAUAUCCAUUCCAUCAAUACGCCGCGUCAAGACAUGUGUAUAUGCACUGAGGAAUGCUCCUCGUCUCUCGUAGUCAGAUCCUUGCGUUCACGAGGUGAACGAAAGACCCUAUCCCCAUCCGUACUUUGCCUAUGCGGCGAGGAUACUAGAUAUACCCAAAAACCGAUAUACGGUGUUGUCUGUUAUCGUACUGUCGAAUACCUGGAGAGUGUAUUCAACGCAUAUUAGUGGCCGAAUGCAUAUUUUGGAGGCGUACAUUCCCAGGCGGUUUCUUACAUUUGGAACGCGUAGGUGGA
This is a messenger RNA of Fimicolochytrium jonesii, 1147 nucleotides long. RefSeq lists its product as uncharacterized. The coding region runs from base 201 to 650 and encodes 149 amino acids. The transcript has 3 exons. NCBI's taxonomy places the organism in Eukaryota, Fungi, Chytridiomycota, Chytridiomycetes, Spizellomycetales, Powellomycetaceae. The record is from RefSeq and is a predicted model, not a curated record.